This is a messenger RNA of Hippoglossus stenolepis (Pacific halibut), 3699 nucleotides long. RefSeq names its product calcium channel, voltage-dependent, beta 2b (gene cacnb2b). NCBI's taxonomy places the organism in Eukaryota, Metazoa, Chordata, Actinopteri, Pleuronectiformes, Pleuronectidae. The record is from RefSeq and is a predicted model, not a curated record. Gene Ontology annotation, molecular function: high voltage-gated calcium channel activity; protein binding. Gene Ontology annotation, biological process: chemical synaptic transmission; calcium ion transmembrane transport; neuromuscular junction development. Gene Ontology annotation, cellular component: voltage-gated calcium channel complex. The transcript is spliced from 14 exons. The coding region runs from base 547 to 2430 and encodes 627 amino acids.
GAUGCACACACACACACACAGGCACACGCAUGCACUCACACAUGCACGCACUAAUCAGACCUCACACGCGCAGAGGAGGGAGCCAACCUAACUGUGGUCAGCACCACUAAUGGGACAUCCCUCACUUUGCAGUGUUUAGCAGUCCCGGGCAGCGCGGAGCGGUCGGACACCUUCCUCGGUGCUUGAGGUCAGAGUGAGCGGUGUGCGGCGCAACAGAUGCCGCGCAGAGAAAUAAGCCUUUAAUACCCCAGGACUCGGGAGAGGGUAACAUCACUCAACACACAAUAAGGACUUAAAGUGAAACCCCUCACGCAACUCGUCUCCGGCGGUGUUCUGUGCGUCUCGGCUGCUCGGGACGUCUCUCACCUUUACGCACGAAACUGCGCGUAAAGAAAGGCGGGCUUGGUGACAUUUUAUCCUCGGCCACAUUCACCUGUCCCAGAGGUAGAUCCAGGCUCAUGGCACACUCGUCCAUGGAACACUUCAUGGAGCCAGGUGAACGGUAAUUUGUGGGUGGAAUAACACGCGCGGACUGCUUUACUCAUCAUGCCACCCAAGAAAAAGGGAGAGCGUCACGAUUUGGACUUCGUCGAGGAGAGAAAUGCUCAGGUGCAGCUGGAGAAGGCCAAGUACAAGCCUGUUGCAUUCGCCGUUCGCUGCAACUUCUCUUACACUCCAGCAGACGACGACAACGUCCCCGUACCGGGCCAGGCCGUCACCUUCGAGUCCAGAGACUUCCUGCACGUCAAAGAGAAGUUUAACAAUGAAUGGUGGAUCGGACGGCCGGUGAAGGAGGAUGGUGUGGUGGGCUUCGUCCCCAGUCCAGUCAACCUGGAAACCAUCCUCAUCAGAAGAGAAGUGCAGGCGAGGAAGGCUGCCAAGGCCUUAGCCAAUAAAGCAGCUGCUCAACCCGCUCAAGAUAUGAACUCAAAGAAAUACACUCCUCCCUCACAAGCCAAUCAGCAAGUGAAAAAGAAACCGGGGGAGCAGGUGGCUAUGUAUGAUGUAGUGCCUACAAUGCGUCCUGUGGUUCUAAUGGGACCAUCACUGAAGGGCUUAGAGGUUACAGAUAUGAUGCAAAAAGCUCUAUUUGACUUUUUAAAACAUCGAUUUGAAGGCAGAAUCAGUAUCACACGAGUCACAGCAGACAUCUCUCUGGCUAAACGCUCCAUCCUCAACAACCCCGGCAAAAAGGCCUUAAUGGACCGGUCCAACACCCGCUCCCAUUUAGAUGCUGCCGCUCAGAUCCAGGGCGAGGUGGAGCGUAUCUUUGAGCUGGCACGCAGCCUGCAGCUGGUGAUUCUGGAUGCAGACACAGUCAAUCACCCUCUCCAGGUGGCUAAGACCUCCCUGGCUCCAAUCCUCGUCUACGUCAAGAUCUCCUCACCGAAAGUGUUGACCAGACUGAUCAAGACGAGAGGGAAGUCUCAGACCAAACAUCUUAACGUUCAGAUGGUGGCAGCAGACAAGCUCGCCCAGUGUCCGCCUGAAAUGUUUGACGUCAUCUUAGAUGAAAACCAGCUAACAGACGCCUGUGAGCACAUUGCUGAUUAUCUGGAGUCUUACUGGAGAGCCACUCAUCCACCAGAAAUGGAGGCUGCCAACUCACUGGUGGCCAAGCUGGCCGAGAAUACACUGCCCACCAAUCCUACAGGAAAGCCGGAUGAGCAGAAGAACAAAAAGUCAGCAGCCCCCAAGAGGAAGGGUUCCCGUGAGAACCACCUAGACCCCGACCCCCCUUCAGCCCAGGCCCAGGAGCAGAGGGCGGAGGUGGGCCAAAAAGAGGAGGAGGAGCGGCUCCUUAAGAAUGAACCAAAGAGACCCCAGCACACCCACCACCAUCACCAUCACCACCACCGCCGGAUGGAGAACCACAGUAACACCCAGCACAGCCAGACACCCGGUGGCAUGGAAGUACAGUCGAGCAGGGAUUACAGCCAGAGGCCUCCCCGCAGGCCCCUGCCCGAGGAGAGGGAGGAGGAGGCGGAGGAUCUGGUGGAGGAGGACAAGGAGGAGGCUCGCUACAACCACCGGGGCAACAACCACCACCAUCAUAACAGCAACCACCAGCAUCACCACCACCACCAUCAGCAUCACCGUGGCAACAGUCAGCCACACGUCGAAGAGGACUAUGAGCAGGAGCACAAUGAACGCAAUCGGCAGCACAGGCAUCACCAGCACAUUCCACCGCGGACACACCACGCGGAGCACUAUCCCGUACACAAUCAACACAACUACCAUCAUCACCACGGCAGAGACAGAGAAAGAGAGAGAGACAGAGACAGAGAGAAAGACAGAGAUAGAGAUAGAGACAAAGAGAGAGAUAGAGAAAGGCACAAGGACAGGGAAAGAGACAGAGAUAGGGAUCGAGGUAGAGACAGAGACAGAGACGCAAGACAAUGGCACAAAGAUUCUUACACACACUCAUGACUGUUUGUCUCGACUGCUAAUCGGUGCAUGGUUUUAUGCUGCUCAAGUUAUAAUGCACUAAUGGACAGGGCAGAAUGUGUCAUCUUUGUAGAAAACGUUUUUCCUGAUGUUGUUUGCCACACACACACACACACACACGCACACUUUGUCCCUUUUUCAUUUUCUUUGCUAAUACGAAUUUUAGCACUUGUAGGGUACAGUUUGGUCUGAAUUGUUUUCAUCGAAUCCAUUUGUCUGUGUGUGUAUUUUUGCACAAACAUUAUUCAAAAUUAAGCUGCAUCUGUUAGCUCAUGAAGUAUUCUGGUUUAAAAAAGGGCUGCAUUUAACAAUUAUUUCCACUAUCAAUGAAUCCUGAAUUUUACCGACUAUUGCAGAUUACAAGUUGAUUUUCUUGUUGGUUAUAGUAGUAGUAGUUAUAUUGGAGAUUUUGAUUUAGUAAAAUAAAAUAAUACUAUAAUAAUAAAAAUAAUUGCCUCACAUAGAUUUUUUUCGAGCACAAAUGCAGAACAUUAUAACAUUUUGUAACUUUGUUUUAGGACUGUUGGUCACACAAAUCAUGCAAUGUGUACCGUUUCCGAAUUUUUGACAUUUUCUAUCAUUUAUGUUAUUAUCAUUAGUUGCAGCCCAGAAUAGGUCAUCAAAUAAUUAAAUCAUAAUCUUGAGAUACCAUGAUAAAGUUAAAUCAUUCAGUCUGUUCUUGGCUUUCGUACGUUGAUUUUAUGAUUUUUCUCUCUAGAAAGUCACAUAUGUGGGAUCAACUUACAUGUGUAUUUAUUACCAGAUGCAUAUCUUCAGAAGUGAAUUGUUUAUGUUAAACAUUGGUACUGAAAGUCCAACUAUUUUUCUACUUGAUUCCAAAGGGAAGUCAUUCUUUGCUUCCUACUUUUUAAAACUGGUGUUCAAUCAUAUUUAUUGACUUGCAUUUGCUGUGUCUGGAAGCAUGAAUAGUCUUUUGGUGACACUGACCUGUGUUAUAUGCUGGAUCCUCUAUGCAUCUAAUUGUGAUAAAAUAUAGUGCUUGAAUACAAUCUCUAUGCAUUUGUACAUACUUCAUUAUUGCCUUGUUAGGUAAAUAUAGGGAGAAGCAGAGAGCUGGCUGCACUGUCUGGUCUCGACUUGACCUAAUGUGUAUGAUUGCUUCGAGUCGACGAGUUCAUUUCAGUACAAUCGUUUUGUUUUGUUUGUUUGUGUGUUUUGUACAGCAUUCAGAACUUGAUUUUGACAAAUAUGCAUUCUGUUGGUGAAAAUCAUUAAAAAUGUGUAAACAAA